AUGAAAAAACUCAAACAAGUGAUACGCAAAAAAGUCAAUCUCUUUAAAGACCAAGAGAUCUCUGAGUCUGCUUGUCUGCUCAGGAACGAUGCAAAUCCAACAAUGGCUUUGGAUCAACAACAACGAAUAUUAUUUCACGAAAUGAUCGUGCAGAAUCCGAACAACCACAACUCGACUCAGGAAUCCGAUCAUCAUCACGGUCUUGACCAAAUUAGAAAUGUACCAACCACUUCACUUCAUUCAAAAAUGUUCUUUCAAGAUUUGACUCAACCUGAUUGUGCAUCGCUUUCUUUAAAGGUGGAUAUCACAAAGUCUGGAAAAACAAUGAUGGGGUCAAUCAAACAAGUCAUGACACGCCCUAAUGAUCGCACACUCUACGCAAUUACAGAUUGUGGCCAUUUAUAUGAAGCUCAAUUUUCAGAAAAAGAAGCAAAAUUUGAAAUUAUAGCUCCUUUUGAUGGAUCGACUUCUUUGAAGGCUAUACAACUUGCGUGUUACACUGAAGCAAUGUUAUUGAUUGUAUACGAUUCAAUCAAAGGUCAAUAUUAUAUAUACGGCAUUGGAAACAAUGGCUACUUUCGAAUGUCACAUUUUUUAGGUUCAGGAUAUGUGUGCAAUAGUUUUGAAUUAAUGUUUGAUCCUUAUCAUCAGUUACAUUCGAAACCUAAAAGCCCUCCCAAGAUCAAUCAUGUCGGUUGCUGCUAUUCAUUUAGUAUAUGCGUAAUCAAUGGCCAUGAUGUUCAUAUUACUGGUCAAAAUUGGAUGAAUACCUCACAGGUCAAUCUGAUAUCUGGAUAUCACUGUUGGCGAAAUGUUGCCCAGAGUUUUAAAAAAAAGAUUGUGAAAAUGGAAUAUGGAGAUUUUCAUGUUGUGCUGUUACAUGAAGAUUGCUCUGUUUCGGUGGGUGGAUCUAAUUCCUCUGGUCAGUUGGCUAAUGCGGGUGUUGAAGCACCAUUCACGACUUUGAAUUUGCAUGAAUUUGCUUUUAACAAUAUUUUCAGCGGCAGCAACUCGGUGUUAUGGGUGAAGAAUGUAACGAACACUUCCAAGGCAAUUUAUUUGACAGGGUCCUGUAACGAACAAUUAACAUCAAAUUUAGUUUUGGAACAGGUCAAAUCCAUGAGGAAAGUACGAGCAAUUCACCACAAACAUAUACAAUUUACUGACAAUAUGUCAGACGUAUUCGAUGUGCAAUAUACAAGAGACUUUAUGUUGCUACGACACUUGGAAUUUCCAUACUUGCUCUUUGUAAUUGGAUCAACCUAUUAUGGAGGGCAAACCUACAAUGCUCAAUGCGUUGAUUUGAGAUGUAUCAUACCUUUUGAAAAUUACUCGAGAGGAGGAAUUAGUGAUAAUUUUUACAGAGAUGUCGUGCAAGUUAGAAUUGUCAACAUUGGUUAUGUCGUAUAUUGUGAUUUUACCGCAUACUACAACCAGAAAAUGGUGACCCGUCUCUUCAAAAGCACUGAUUACUCAGAACCAAAUAAUCAUCUCUUACUUGAUAUUUCAGUUGCGUGUAAACAUUAA
Messenger RNA from Naegleria fowleri, 1527 nucleotides. RefSeq lists its product as uncharacterized. The coding region runs from base 1 to 1527 and encodes 508 amino acids. The record is from RefSeq and is a predicted model, not a curated record. NCBI's taxonomy places the organism in Eukaryota, Heterolobosea, Eutetramitea, Acrasida, Naegleriidae. The transcript has a single exon.